ACGAGUCAUUUAUGGGUGAAAUUAGACACACUGGCUCCCAGGGAGGGCCAUGGGUCGCUAGUGCCAGACGAACCUGGGUCUCUUCAAACACUUCACCGCCCUAAACCCACCCCGGUGGGGCUGGCUCCGCGCUGCCUCACCCCGCUCCGCCUCACCCCGCUCCCCACCUCAGCUCCUUCCCCAGCCGGGAGCGGCGCCUCUCGGGGCGGCGCAGGCUGCGGCUUCCCCUGCUCGCACCGCCCUGCUGCCUCAUUUCCUGCAGCCCCGGCGGCCGAGGAAGAGGAAGAGGAAGGCUUGCCGUGAACCCAUCCCUGGCAUCCAGCCGCUCGGCCCCGCCGAGCUGCCCCCUGCCCUCCGAGAUGCCGGCUUACCACUCAACUUUAAUGGACUCUGAUACCAAGCUAGUUGGGAACAUGGCGCUGUUACCCAUCAGAAGCCAGUUCAAAGGCCCAGCGCCCCGGGAAACUAAGGAUGUAGAUAUUAUAGAUGAAGCCAUCUACUACUUCAAAGCAAAUGUUUUCUUCAAAAAUUAUGAAAUUAAGAAUGAGGCUGACAGAACACUGAUCUACAUAACUCUCUACAUUUCUGAGUGCUUGAAAAAGCUGCAAAAGUGUAACUCCAAAGGCCAAGGAGAGAAGGAGAUGUACACACUAGGAAUCACAAACUUCCCAAUCCCUGGGGAACCUGGCUUUCCACUUAAUGCAAUUUAUGCCAAACCUACCAACAAGCAGGAGGAAGAGGUGAUGAGAGCCUACUUGCAGCAGCUCAGGCAAGAAACUGGUCUUCGGCUUUGUGAAAAAGUAUUUGAUCCUCAGAGUGACAAGCCUAGUAAGUGGUGGAUCUGCUUCGUGAAGAGACAGUUCAUGAACAAGAGUCUGUCAGGUCCUGGGCAGUGAAGAGGCAAAGCAGCAACAACAUUAAGCAUUUCCACAGGAACAUGUGUAAAGGAUUUUGCCUUUUUUUUUUUUUGGAUAUGUUUUGUACCAAGGAAGAAUUAAGUGCUUAUGAAGAAAAAAAUAAUCAAUGAGAGGUAAAAAGAAGUUAAAGCAAAAAGAUCAUUGAGUACUGUAAGCAAAUAUUAAGCUGGUGCUUAAUAAAAGAUUUCUAAUGUGCUGUUUCAGAUGCAGGCUGCUUUAUUAUCAGUGGUUACAGCUAGCAUUUAAAACAGGGCUUUUGUUUAAACAGGAGAAAUGUGUGUGCCUGGGGGCGUAUGUAAUUGCUCUGCUGGCUAGAGUCUCAGUAUCACGUGUUAAAGUACAAUGAUUUUUACCUUUUUUCAAUAAACUUAGCUUGUAAUUAAUGUGAUAACUGCUUUAUGUCUUAUGGAUAGCUUUCAAAGAAAUAAAAUCAAAAUUUUGG
Molecule: messenger RNA, 1359 nt
Organism: Cygnus olor (mute swan)
Lineage: Eukaryota; Metazoa; Chordata; Aves; Anseriformes; Anatidae
Gene: ARPC3
Product: actin related protein 2/3 complex subunit 3
Exons: 7
Coding region: 360-896 (178 amino acids)
Biological process (GO): Arp2/3 complex-mediated actin nucleation; regulation of actin filament polymerization
Cellular component (GO): cytoskeleton; Arp2/3 protein complex
Molecular function (GO): actin filament binding
Source: RefSeq, a predicted model, not a curated record